CUCAUUGGCAGAAAGUGCUUUCACUUUCAGUUCCUAAGAAAUGGAAGCUUUUAAACGGAAGUGAGGGAUUUGGUGAUAUUGAACAAGGUCCCAGAGCAGACCUUCCUGGAUUUCCCAAAGGCCAGAUUGACCCACUGUGAAGCACUUCAGGUGAGAAGCCACGAAGCGAACCAGGAAGUUAAACAAACACAGACCAAAUAUAAAAGCGAGUAAAAUGAUGGAGGAACGACGACCCAGGAGGAAACAGGGGGAGAUAUCAGGCCAGAGUGGAUGUCUGGCAUCCAAGAGGCUGCCUGUGCUCAAAGGGAUGUCAGAUCUAGAGAGGAAGAUGGUUGAGGACAACCUUGUCGAGACCUUUAAAAAGAAUAAAUUGGAAAUAUCCAAGGCCAUAAAUACCCCUUCUCCUUUCCUGGAGAUACUGCGAGACCACUCUGUUAUCUCUGAGGAAAUGUACCAAUGUGCUCAAAAGAAGUACCAAAAAUUGGUGCCUAUAUGCAAGGGGUCCAUAUGUACAUACAGCAUCCUCAUGCAGCUGGAGAAGAAAUUCAGCUCCAAGAUCCUGGCAGCCUUGUUUCAUCCCACCAACCUGCAGGAAUACCCACUACUAGUCCAAAUCCAAAAGCAAUUCAGAGAUGAGCCUCUAGAUGAAUCAACAUCAGAAGUCAACAUGGGGUCUCCUCUCCAGAGAAGCAGCCUGGAUGAGAGUGCAUGGAUUAUAAGCACUCCUCAAAGCUCUGUCCAAGAGCCUCUAGAUGAAUCAACAUCAGAAGCCAAUAUGGGGUCUCCUCUCCAGAGAAGCAGCCUGGAUGAGAGUGCAUGGAUUGUAAGCACUCCUCAAAGCUCUGUCCAAGUCCCUCUAGAUCAAUCAACACCUGAAUCCAAUGUGAGUUCUCCCGUCCAGAGAAGCAGCCUUGAUGAGAGUAUAUCUGCCAGAGAUGUGCAAGUUCCUCUAGAUCAAUCAACACCUGAAUCCAAUGUGGGGUCUCCUGUCCAGAGAAGCAGCUUUGAUGAGAGUAUAUCUUUCAGCGAUGUCCAAGUCCCUCUAGAUCAAUCAACACCUGAAUCCAAUGUGAGUUCUCCCGUCCAGAGAAGCAGCCUUGAUGAGAGUAUAUCUGCCAGAGAUGUGCAAGUCCCUCUAAAUCAAUCAACACCUGAAUCCAAUGUGGGGUCUCCUGUCCAGAGAAGCAGCCUUGAUGAGAGUACAUCUGUCAGUGAUGUCCAAGUCCCUCUAGAUCAAUCAACACCUGAAUCCAAUGUGGGGUCUCCUGUCCAGAGAAGCAGCCUUGAUGAGAGUACAUCUGUCAGUGAUGUCCAAGUUCCUCCAGAUCAAUCACCACCCGAAUCCAAUGCGGGUCUCCUGUCCAAAGAAGCAGCCUGGAUGAGAGUACAUCUGUCAGAGAUGUCCAAGGAUCAAAGAUUGAGAGCUGCAAGGGACCUCAGAAGCCGUCUAAUCCAAUGGAUCCAUUUUGAAGAUGAGAAAACUGAGGGCCAGAGUGGCUAAAGGACUUUUCCAAAGUUUCCAGGCACCAAGAGGCAAGGCUGGGAUCGGAAGCUAAACCGUGGGACUCUUAAGCCCAGUGCACUUUCCACCAUGCCAUGCUGUGGCCGUAACAUUGUGAUGGGGGGGGUGGAAGGUAAGGGAAGCCAGUGUGGUUUGGUAUAUUAGAGCUCUCCAACUUUGAAAGCCCCAGUGGGUGAUGGAAGAUAUUCUCUCUUCCAUUGACUUUUAAAAUUU
Phascolarctos cinereus (koala) is the source of this 1735-nucleotide messenger RNA. The record is from RefSeq and is a predicted model, not a curated record. Lineage: Eukaryota; Metazoa; Chordata; Mammalia; Diprotodontia; Phascolarctidae.